AUGGCGACAGUUGUUGGAGCUACAGGGCCAUCUGCAACAAUGGCAAGCUCUUCAUUACCGGCCAAAUAUUUCCCGUUCCCGGAGAGCAUGUCGCCGUUACCGUCCGCCCUCAAGAAAGGAAUGCUGGUGCCAGGGACGAUUGGUCUCUUGUCGGCUGCCUCGGCCAUUGGCAUGCUGCUCUUCAUCAUCUAUAGAUUCUUGACAUGGCGUGCUCAUUACAAAACCUUCGUCGGAUACAAUCAGUAUGUGGCGUUGAUUAUCAAUCUGCUGUGCGCGGACCUAUUACAAGGUGUCGCGUUCAUGUUCAGUUAUCAUUGGGUGUUCACGGAUGGCAUUGUCGCACCUUCAGUAAAGUGUACUAGCCAAGGAUUUCUUCUAAAUGCAGGAAACCUGUCUUCUGGCUACUUUGUGAUGGCUAUCGCUCUUCACACCUUCUAUGGUGCUGUCAAGGGCCGUCACCUCAGCCACACCGUCUUUUAUUCUGCUCUCGCCGGUGGCUGGUUCUUUGCUCUUUUCCUAUCUGCCAUGGGACCUAUACUCCACGGAAACCAUUACUAUGUGAGAGCAGGUGCAUGGUGCUGGGCAGCCCCCGAGUUUCAGACAGAACGUUUGGCCUUUCACUACAUCUGGAUUUUCGUAGUCCAGUUCGGAACCGUGGUCAUCUAUGUGCUGAUCUUCCUCCACCUCAAAAAUACAUUGACGACCAUCCUGCCAUCUUCACACUCGACCACACACGCCAAGGUCGAUAGAGCUGCACGCUUGAUGCUGAUGUUCCCACUCGCCUACAUCAUCCUCACGUUACCUCUUUCCGCUGGACGUAUGUGGAGUAUGGCACAUCACCAGUACACAGUCCACGAAGGCUACCAACUCGCUUCUGGAGCCCUUAUCGCUUGCUCUGGAAUGGUAGACUGCCUUCUCUACACACUCACCCGUCGAAGCCUAGUCCAAUCUGCCAACUCCUCCGAAACCAAGAGCACAGCCAGCGGUCUCGACAGCUACGAUCUCUCUCGCCUCAACGGGAUCACACAAACGCGCACCGUCACCGUCACCGGCGACAGAGUCUCUACCAUCUCCAGCACCACACGUGUCAGUGACGACGACGACGACGCAUAUUCCAUGCGCACCAUCUCCACCAGCCCGAAGAAGAAGCACCAUCACCUUAGAGAACCACCCCGCACACAUUCGCCCACAGGAUCCAUAGACAGAAUCAUGGGAGUUGAAGGUCUAGAUCCCAGAAAACCGCUACACAAAGUACAGAUCUCUACAUAUGAGGCUAGAAUCUCUGAAGACGUGGAUAGUCUGAGGGAUAGCGAGAGAUCGGAUUCGCCUGUCAAUGUCAUGAGGGGACUUGCCAAAAUGGUCAAGUUGCCUAAUUUGGUUGAUAGGAAGUAG
Messenger RNA from Aureobasidium uvarum, 1392 nucleotides. NCBI's taxonomy places the organism in Eukaryota, Fungi, Ascomycota, Dothideomycetes, Dothideales, Saccotheciaceae. The record is from the annotation of a GenBank genome assembly.